GUGUGUGAUUUUCAGGUCUGCUGAGCCAGAGGGAAUGGGGAGUGACUUACACCCCUGAGAGAAUCUGUGCCUUAAAGGGGUCUUCAGUAGACAUGAGCUGCACUUACUCAUAUCCCACAUCUCACACAGUGCAGAAAACUUUCUGGUUUAUUCACUGGAACAAGCCACAGGAGCCUGAGGACCUGUCCCAGGACCCAGAGUACUCUCACCGUGUGGAGUACCUGGGGAAUAAGAACAGUGAUUGCACUUUUAGAAUAAACCAGCUGAGAAAAAUUGAUUCAAAAACAUACCGAUUCAGGUUCCUGACUGACUGUGAUGGUGGAAAAUAUACUGGAAAACCUGGUGUCACAUUGGCAGUUACAGGUCUACAGGUGAUGGUGAAUCCUGACACAGUGAAAGAGGGACAGAGUGUGAUACUGACCUGUAGCACCACCUGCACUCUGACUGGCAGCCCAGCCUUCAUCUGGUACAGGGACGGAUCUCCCCUGUCCUUCACUGGUCAGAGACACCAGUUCACAGCCAGCAGUGAAGAUGCAGGCAGAUACUCCUGUGCUGUGAAAGGCUAUGAGCUUCAGUCCCCUGCAGUGGCUCUUAAUGUGAGAUGUUUGAAGGUGGAUAUAAAUUCUGACACAGUGUCAGGGGGAGAGACAGUGGAACUGACCUGUAGAGCAACCUGCACUCGGCUGGGCAACAGCUUCAUUUGGUACAAGAAUGAGCAGCGUCUGCCUGACUACUACAGGUUCUACCAGUCCUAUAGAAUACUUACAUUCACAGCCAGAAGUGGAGAUACGGGCAGAUACUCCUGUGCUGUAAGCGGCAAUCAGCAUCUUGUUUCCCCUGCCGUGACUCUCAGUGUGAGAUGUGUAAAGUUUGAAAUGAAAUCUGACACAGUGAGUGAGGGAGUGAGGGUGACACUAACCUGUAAAAUCACCUGCACUGACCUGACUGGCAGCCAAACAUUCAUCUGGUACAAGAAUGGACAAUAUCUGUCUCACACCACCCAGAAAUAUCAAAAUCAUGACCUUCAGUUCACAGCCAGCAGUGGAGAUGCAGGCAGCUACUCCUGUGCAGUAAGAGGCCAUGAGAAUCUCUCGUCCCCAGCAGUGACUCUUUAUCAUCCUAAGAGCAUCUUACUAUCAGUGCGCCCCUCUGGUGAAAUAGCGGAGGGCAGUUCAGUGACUCUGACCUGCAGCAGUGAUGCCAACCCACCAGUGCAGAGAUACACCUGGUAUAAGAAUAAUAGAGCUGAACUCUCAUGGAUAGGAUCCAGUUACACCAUUAAAAACAUCACACUGCAGGAUGCAGGAGAAUAUACCUGUCAGGCAGGGAAUGGGAUUGGGACAAACAUCUCUCCUCCUAAACAUCUUGAUGUGCAGUAUCCUCCUAAGAGCAUCUCAGUAUCAGUGAGCCCCUCUGCGGAAAUAGUGGAGGGCAGUUCAGUGACUCUGACCUGCAGCAGUGAUGGUAACCCACCAGUGCAGAACUACACCUGGUAUAAGAGUAAUAGAGCUGUAUCCCCAUGGAGAGGAUCAGACCGGAGUUAUACCAUUUAUACCAUCAGACUGCAGGAUGCAGGAGAAUACUACUGUCAGGCACAUAACAAGAUUGGGACAAAAACAUCUCCUCCUAUAAGUCUUGAUGUGAAGUAUCCUCCGAAGAGCGUCUCAGUAUCAGUGAGCCCCUCUGGUGAAAUAGUGGAGGGCCAUUCAGUGACUCUGACCUGCAGCAGUGAUGCCAACCCACCAGUGCACAGAUAUGCCUGGUAUAAGAAGAUUGGAGCUGAAUUCUCAUGGAGAGCAUCAGAACGGAGUUACACCAUUAAUGAAACCAAAUCUGGGGAUGCUGGAGAAUACUACUGUGAGGCAGAGAAUGCGAUUGGGAAAAACAGAUCUCCUUCUGAACGUCUUGAUGUGCAGUAUCCUCCUAAGAGCACCUCAGUAUCAGUGAGCCCCUCUGGUGAAAUAGUGGAGGGCACUUCAGUGACUCUGACCUGCAUGAAUAAUGCCAACCCACCAGUGCAAAACUACACCUGGUAUAAGAAUAAUAGAGCUGCCUCCUCAGACACAGGAGGACCAGAGGACAGUUACACCAUUAAAAGCGUCACACUGCAGGAUGCAGGAGAAUACUACUGUGCGGCAGGGAAUGGGAUUUGGACAAAAACAUCUCCUCCUAAGCGUCUUGAUGUGCAAUAUGCUCCCAAGAACACCUCAGUAUCAGUGAGUCCCUCUGGUGAAAUCGAGGAGGGCAGUUCAGUGACUCUGACCUGCAGCAGUGAUGCCAACCCACCUGCGCAGAACUACACCUGGGUUAAGAAGAAUGACACUGGAGUCUGGCAGGCAGGAUCAGGACAGAGUUUGAACUUUUCUAACUUUAGAUAUUGGAACAGAGGACAGUACUGCUGUGAGGCACAGAACAGACUUGGAGCUCAGAAUGCUUCUGCUCUACUGGUCACAGUGCAAG
Messenger RNA from Anguilla rostrata (American eel), 2460 nucleotides. RefSeq names its product sialoadhesin-like. The record is from RefSeq and is a predicted model, not a curated record. The annotation marks the transcript as partial. Gene Ontology annotation, cellular component: membrane. The transcript has 9 exons. Lineage: Eukaryota; Metazoa; Chordata; Actinopteri; Anguilliformes; Anguillidae. Gene Ontology annotation, biological process: cell-cell adhesion.